AUAAUGGAAGGACGUCAGAGCUGCAGUAAUAAAUAGAGAUGGGGAGGUUGAGAGAGCUUCAUCUUCAGACCACUGCAGCCUGAAACAGCAGACACAUAUUUAUGAUGAUGCUCUUCCCGCUCCUCCCGCUGAUGCUGUUGUCAGUGUGCACCGCUCGUGUCGGCAGCGUUUCAGCGCCGGUCCACACCUUCAAACAAACCGACCCGGUCACCGGGAUGCAGCUGGAGUGCGAUCGCUGCCCGCCUGGUACUUUCCUGCGCGCAAGCUGCACGUCGACGCACAAGAGCGAGUGCGCGCCGUGUCCGCAGGGCUCGUUCACGGAGCUGUGGAACCACAUCGAAAAGUGCCUGCGUUGCGGCGUGUGUGGCCACAACCAGGUCGUGAAAGCGGCUUGCGCCGCUGACAGCAACUGCCAGUGCGAAUGUAAACAGGGAUACUACUACAAGACCAAGUACGAAAUGUGCGUCCGCCACAGCGAGUGUCCGUCCGGAGAGGGAGUGCUGAGCACAGGUACGGCUAACGAGGACACAGUCUGCCACACUUGUCCCGAUGGCACCUUCUCCGACGCCGUCUCUGCUGAGCUGAACUGCUCAGAGCACAAGAGCUGCGAUGCUGCGGGGCUGGUGCUGGUGCUGAAGGGCUCCAGCUGGCACGACAGCGUGUGCGUGAGCUGCGGAGACCUCAGAGCCACAGACGGUGCCAACUACCUCAAAGAUAUCAUCCCAGCAUUCUUCCUCCACCACAAAAUGUCCAUCAGGCGGCUGCGUCGGCUCGUGCACAACCUGCCCUCCGAGGAUGGCAAAAAACAGGGAGGAACCUCAACACUCAGCCUCUCAGAUGCUAAUGUGCGGAUCAACAUGUGGGUUGCUUCUGCCACGGCAAAGCAGAUUCGGCAGCUUCCAGCAGUGCUGACGAAAGUAGGAGCGAACAACAUUGGGGAGAGACUACAGAAUAAGAUGCACAGAAUCGACUCUAAUCUGAAGGAGCUGUGCACUUUGGGGAAUGAGGAGGUAGUAGAGUAGUUUUAGUGUCAGAGUAGGACAAGGUAGAAAGUGUCUUGUUAUAGCAACCAAAGAGUUUGACUGGUCCAGUGUUCAUUAAAAAAAAAAAAAAAAAAAAACUUUAUUUUUUGUGUAGUUCAAAAAUUGAUGUUUGAGAUGCACUGUUAAUACAGGCUUUAGUACUUUUUGCAUUAGUUAAAGGAGAAUACCAGUCAUUGAGAGGAAAAGUUCAUUUAUUUCUAUCUGCAUCUACUUAAUACUAACACUCCUCCUGUUUCAGAGCCUCCAGUUUUUUUUUUUUCCUCAAAAAAUGGACCAAACAAUCCAAACUUCAUGGAUUUGCUGAACUUGAAAUUACCUGCUGUCCUGUGUAACAAAACAAAAUUAUAAAUAGAUCUUAUUGGAAACUAUGCAAUGAAACGAAUGUUUUGGAGGACAUUUCAUUUCAGGUGAGGUGAUUACCAGGAAGUAUCGUACCUGACGUUUCAGUGCCUAAUUGUAUUAGUACUAACCGCAACAAGUGAUGUACUCCAAAGCACAAAAUUCUUGUAUUUCAUUUCUGUGAGUGAAAACAGACAGAGAACCUGCACAACUGACACUCAAAAUUAAAUUUUGAAAACCACCGGUAUUACCCUUUAAAAUAUAAAAAGUGUUGGCCUACAUCUACCUCUUCCUAUGUCUACGUCGCUAAUAUUCCAAAGGUUUCCUUUUGUGUAAUGGCAUAACAUGUGAACAUGUGAGAUCUUAAUUUAUUUUGCUAUUUAUAUGAACGAGGUAAGAGGGCAUGGUAGUGGAGCUUUUUUUUGCCAUUAUUUUUAUAAAUAUGAAAGUGAAGUUGGGUCAUGUGUGGCUGCUUUGAAUGAUGCUCAAAUAAAAAUGAACACAAAUAAAACCAA
Molecule: messenger RNA, 1897 nt
Organism: Seriola dumerili (greater amberjack)
Lineage: Eukaryota; Metazoa; Chordata; Actinopteri; Carangiformes; Carangidae
Product: tumor necrosis factor receptor superfamily member 6B-like
Exons: 4
Coding region: 102-1022 (306 amino acids)
Molecular function (GO): protein binding
Source: RefSeq, a predicted model, not a curated record